UCUUUUUUUUUGUGUAUUUUUUUGUUUGCAAACCUCUUUUCGUUUAUUUCCAUCCAAAAUGUCAUUUCAUUUAAGCACAAAAGAGCGUCUCCUCCUUUUAGUUGAUGAUAUUGAAUUAAUUUCCAAGGAACUUAUUGAAAAUACAAUUGCACCAAAAACAAACAAAAUAUCUAGCGCCGAACAUACAGCACUUGUCGAUUUGCUUGUUUCGAAAGAUGAUGAAUUUCGUAAAAUGUUGGAAUUGGCCGAAGAACAGGCAAAAAUCGAACAAUCGAUGGAUGAUUUGAGAGCUAAAGUUGAUGUUCAUGAUCGUGAAAUACAAAAACUUCAAAAACAAUUAAAAGAAGCUGAACAAAUAUUGUCCACUGCUCUCUUUCAAGCUAGACAAAAACUAGCUAGCAUUGCUCAAGCUAAAAAGCGUCCUGUCUCCUCUGAGGAGCUAAUAAAAUAUGCUCAUCGAAUUAGCGCAGCAAAUGCCGUCUGUGCUCCAUUAACUUGGAUGCAAGGCGACGUUCGACGUCCAUAUCCGACAGACAUUGAAAUGAGAAGUGGAUUUUUGGGUAAAUCCGAUUUAAAUAUUAAUGGAGCAAGCAUUCCACAUCAAAAUAAUAUUAGCGAUAUUCAGCGAAAUCCUUCGACUGGAGAAGUUCCAAAUGCAUUCCAAAAUCAAUUCAAUUGGAAUAAUUUGGGUGAAUUGCAUAUGACAAUGGGUUCGUCUGGGAAUUCCGUUGCAUUGGAGACACGAGCUCAUAAGGAAGCUUCACAGGAUGAUGUGGAAGUUAUGUCUACGGAUAGCUCGAAUAGUUCUAGCUCGAGUGAUUCACAAUAAGAUAGAAUGUAAGACAGUCUGGGUAGUUUUGAUGAAGAAAAGAAUAAUUUAAACUUUUGUCGUAAAAUUAAAUUAUAUUCAAAUCAAUUAA
Messenger RNA from Episyrphus balteatus (marmalade hoverfly), 920 nucleotides. RefSeq names its product mediator of RNA polymerase II transcription subunit 4 (gene MED4). The coding region runs from base 59 to 829 and encodes 256 amino acids. The transcript has 3 exons. Gene Ontology annotation, molecular function: transcription coregulator activity. Lineage: Eukaryota; Metazoa; Arthropoda; Insecta; Diptera; Syrphidae. The record is from RefSeq and is a predicted model, not a curated record. Gene Ontology annotation, cellular component: core mediator complex; mediator complex. Gene Ontology annotation, biological process: regulation of transcription by RNA polymerase II.